AUGGCACUCUCUAAGCAGGGGAUAAUCUUACCAUCCACUACGUGCUGCCAAUGCAACCUGGUGGAGGAAACCUCUGAUCAUGCAUUGAUACGGUGCUCUUUUGCAAGAAAGGUCAUGACAUGGAUACUCAAAUGGUGUAACAUUACAAUUGUUAACUUCCACACGGUGAACGAGGUUCUAGAUUAUGCAUCCAAUUGGGGAAACUGUCCAAAGAAAAAGAAAAGGCUGCUAGGAAUCUGCUAUGGAACAUUAUGGGGUAUCUGGAAAGCAAGAAAUGAAAGACUGUUCAAUAACCAAUUGAUGUGUGCUUUGAAAGUGGUGAACAUAAUCCAAUCAAUAACUUUCCUUUGGUUCAGGCACAGAGGCGAUGGUGGUGGUUUAAAUUGGACGAAAUGGAAUGUUCUUCCCUUCAAUUCGUUACAAUGGUUCUUUUUGUAUUUGUUUUGA
Messenger RNA from Lactuca sativa (garden lettuce), 447 nucleotides. RefSeq lists its product as uncharacterized. The record is from RefSeq and is a predicted model, not a curated record. NCBI's taxonomy places the organism in Eukaryota, Viridiplantae, Streptophyta, Magnoliopsida, Asterales, Asteraceae.